Molecule: messenger RNA, 1983 nt
Organism: Penicillium arizonense
Lineage: Eukaryota; Fungi; Ascomycota; Eurotiomycetes; Eurotiales; Aspergillaceae
Product: hybrid sensor histidine kinase/response regulator
Exons: 1
Coding region: 1-1983 (660 amino acids)
Biological process (GO): protein autophosphorylation; phosphorelay signal transduction system
Molecular function (GO): histidine phosphotransfer kinase activity; phosphorelay sensor kinase activity
Source: RefSeq, a predicted model, not a curated record
AUGGCUGCUGUCUUUGAUGGUAAUCUCUCUGCACAGGAGCUUGCUGACAUGCUACCGACCGGCGUUGCAAUUAUCAAUCAAAAUGACGAGUCAAUCAUGGUGAACCGGCGUUUCCGGGAGCUUAUGACCUGUUCAAGAGCUAAAUCAUUCGAAUGCUGGUCACAAUCAAUCCACCCAGAUGAUUUCGACCGGAUAGCCACUGCCUAUCUUGAAACCUCACGCUCUAAGCAUGCCCUUCGCAUCGAGUUCCGCACUCGCAGCCGAAUCCCUUUGUGGCGUGUUCUGAUGUUGGCUCCGUUAGAUGACGCUGAUCUGCACCGGCUCAAUUUAAGCAAUGGAGGCUUUAUCUGCACCAUAGCAGAUAUUACCCACGAAAAGACGGCCGAGCUACUGCAAAUGGAUAUUGCACGAGAAGCGCAAGAGCGCAAGCAACAACAGGAGCGCUUCAUCGAUAUGAUCAGUCAUGAAGUCCGAAAUCCUCUUUCUGCUAUUCUUCAUUGCACAGAGGAUAUACUUGAAGCAGUGAAGGACAAAGAAAGUAGUGGGGUACCUGUGGCAGACAUUACACAAGCGGCAGAAACAAUCAGCUUCUGCAUUGCACAUCAAAAGAAUAUUGUCGACGAUGUCCUUACCUUCUCGAAGCUAGACGCAUCAAUGUUGACCUUGUCACCGCGAAGAGCUCAACCAAAACGACACUUGGCACGAACGUUGUCCAUCUUUCGGCCGGAGCUUCGGAAGAAAGACAUUCAAUUUGAAUACAAACUUGACCAUUCAUACUCAGAUUGCGAGAUUGAGUGGGCAUUAGCCGAUUUCAGCCGGAUGAGCCAGGUUCUCAUCAAUCUGGUUUCCAAUGCUAUCAAAUUCACCGCUAAAGCGAGCGGUAAGAGAGAGAUCAGAGUCUCCAUUGGCGCCUCUACGAAGCGGCCGCCGUCUUACCCCCCCAAUGUUGUUUUUUUCGAAUCCGGCGAAAAUGCACUUCGCUUAGAUGCCACAAACACACCUGAGUGGGGAGAGAAUCCAAUCGCAUAUGUGAUGGUUGCCGUAAAGGAUACAGGGAUUGGCAUUAGUGACCAAGCUCAAAAGCGGCUCUUUGAGCGCUUCAAUCAAGCCACACCUAGAACCGAUAGCGUUUACGGUGGUUCUGGUCUUGGCCUCAAUGUGAGCAGAAAGCUCUGUCACCUUCACGGUGGAGAAAUCGGCGCAAGCUCAAGGGAAGGGGAAGGGAGCACGUUUGGUUUCUUCUUCAAGGUCAGACGGGAAGUUGAGCCAUCUAGUCCCGAUCUGCCUACUUACGACGAUUCCGAGAUUGACCAGUUAUCUGGUGGGAUCCAAGCGCUGAGCAACAAGGCUAUCGGGGUCAAUAACCGGACGAAGUCUCCUGAAAUCCCAGAGAAUCCCAUUAUCACUCACAUUCCGGAAAUCUCCCCGGGUGCUGUGAGUGACGACAAAUACAUGCAUACGUUGGAACUAGCUCACCAAGUUAAUCUUGACGAGCCUUCCGCGAGCGAGCACCAAAUCUUGCACCCUGAUCUCAACGUCGACGGAAUCUCAAAAAGCCCAGAAGUGUCCGGCACCAUUGGCGUGAAAUCUGAUACAAAAAUUCGGCAUGUUCUCGUGGUGGAAGAUAAUAUAGUCAAUCGACAAAUCGUUUCUCGGAAGCUGCAAUCCUUGGGGUUCCAUAUCUCGGAGGCAACGAACGGCCAAGAGGCCUUGGAUGCUGUCCGACGUGAGGAAUUUGACUGCAUCCUCAUGGAUCAAGAAAUGCCAGUCAUGGAUGGAAUGUCCGCAACUAUGGCAAUCCGCAAUCUUGGUCGCGACUGUGCAUCGAAUAUCCCUAUUCUUGGGGUCACUGCAAAUGUGAGGGCGACUCAACAAAUAGAGAUGUUAGACGCUGGUAUGGACGAUAUUAUCCAUAAGCCAUAUCGAACGAAUGACUUGUUCGAGAAGAUAAAUCAACUGUUAGUACUCAGGUCGAAGAAAUGA